AUGUCCACCGGUUUCAACGCGGUGGCGUUGUUGAUGGCCGCCGCGGCCGCGGUGUUCGGCGCCGGCGACCGUUGCACGGCGGCGGCGGCGGCCGGUUCGGACGCGCCCGCUGCCCUGGCCGCGUACACGCUGAGCGGCCAGAACAUCGAGUGGCCGUGCACGUCCACCAAGAGCGUUUACGCGGACACCGGCCGGUACGUGGCCAAGAACGUGAUCGCCACCAGGGCCCAAGUGUGGGGCGACCGGGCGUUCGUGCUCACGCCCAGGUUCCGGUCCGGCGUCCCGUUCACCGUGUCCACCGUCCGGCUGGAAUGCGAGCGAAGGUGCUGGCCCGCGCUGUCGCCGUACCCGUGCUGGGCGCUGCACGACGAGGGCGACCCGGACGCCGUACAGAACGCCGUCGACAUGUACCUGGACCCGACCGGCUUGCUGUGGGUGCUCGACAGCGGGUUAGUCAACACCGUGGAACAGCCGGUCCGCCGGACCCAGCCCAGGAUACUUGCCAUAGACGUCAAAACCGACAAGGUAGUCAAGCAGUUCGACUUGUCGGGGCUGGUGUGCUCGGCCAGCCGAUUAAACUACAUUACGGCCGACUACGGAGAUGAUGGCAGGGCGUUCGUGUACGUGUCGGACGCAGCCACGCGGGCGGUGAUCGUGUGGGAGGUGGCGGCGGACCGGAGCUAUCGGGUGGUGCUGCCCAAGGCGAUCACGCACGACUGCACCGGCCGGCGGGACGUGCUUUACAUCGCACUGGCGAGGGGAACGGCUGCGGGCGGCGGCGGCGGCUCCCUGUACCUGACGUACUUGACCAGCAACCGCAUGUACAGGAUCGACACGUGCAACCUCCGGCAGGGUUGCUCGGAGGGCACCGUCGCCGACCUGGGCCCGAAGCCCGAAAAGAUGGUCCUCUUGGGCACGGACGGCCGGACUACCGUGUACUUCCGGUACCGGGGCCAGGGCGACGUGUACGCUUGGGAUACGGACCGGCCCGGCGACGGCGCGUCGUUCGGCCCCGAUAGGUUUGCGUUGGUCCGGAAAGCCGACGAUUGCGGCCGGUUGGCCACGCACGUGGCACCGGACAGCCAGGGCGGCGUCCUCUGGAUACUCGAGAGCAACUUCCCCGACUACGUUUCCGGUGCAGUAGGUUGUCUGGGCGCCAAUGUCCGCUUGCAGCCCCUCGUCGCCCAGUGUGGCGAAUAAUGUAUAUUAUAACGGUUAGUGAACGACUUCCGGCUGCUACCAAACAUCCCGUUUUUAAUAUGUUCCGGUAAAACAUUUCACUGCAUAGCCAAUGCUUAGAUGCGUUUUUUUUUUUUUUUUUGUAGGAAAUAACAUAUUCUUAAAUUUCAAGCAGUUUUUAUCGUGUCCAAUAAAUCUAUUUGCAUAACUACUGUGGUUUAUAAUAUUAAAAAUUAUAUUGCCAAACUCGAAUAUUACACACAUAGCUCUCUUGCAGUAGAUUUGAUUUAUGUAAAUAUUAAAUAUGUUAAAGGUUAAAUUAUAGAUUCCCAUUAUACGUGUUAAAAUAUAGUAAUGCAAGUUGUUAAAUUUAAGCGAGAAGUAUAUAUAUAUAUAUAUAUAUAGGUAAAGAAACGUAUUAAAUACAUAUUUAUGGGGGACAAGUAGGGUUAUGUAUAUUAGGAAAAGCUACACGUUACAUACAUGACAUAUUAUAAUGUAUAUUUUUUUUUU
Molecule: messenger RNA, 1692 nt
Organism: Rhopalosiphum maidis (corn leaf aphid)
Lineage: Eukaryota; Metazoa; Arthropoda; Insecta; Hemiptera; Aphididae
Product: protein yellow-like
Exons: 2
Coding region: 1-1200 (399 amino acids)
Cellular component (GO): extracellular region
Source: RefSeq, a predicted model, not a curated record